CUUUUUCCAAAUUAAAUCGGAUACGAAUAUUCCCUUAUAACCGGGGAUACUGUCCGGCUCAAAAACUAGUUUUCAUCUCCAUACAAAACCUUUUGAUUACAUCCGGCUCCAGCAGUAGUGAGCACUAAGCAGAACAGAACCCGGAAACAGAAACAGAAGAAGAAAAGAGGAGAGAGAAUGUCUUCAUCAGGCAGCGAUCCAAGGCUACCAUCGGCUGCCAAGCCAUUCAGCAGAGCUCCUCAAGAUAUUCCGCCUGAACUUCCCGUCGAUUACUCCGGCUUCAUCGCCGUCUUAUGCGCCGUCGUCGGUGCCAUGUUCAGGUAUAAGUUGGGAUCUUGGCUUGCUAUAGUCUUUUGUGCUCAGUCAUUAGUGAAUAUGAAGAAUAUGGAGAAUGAUCUUAAGCAGAUUUCUAUGGCUAUGAUGUUUGCUAUUAUGGGAUUGGUGACGAACUACAUGGGGCCACGACCACCAGUUUCAAAAACUUGAUAGUGUGCAUCAAUUUUUCUGCUUACAAUUAGUACCCUAAACUUCUAUAAAUGGUCUUGUAGCAUUACAAAUUGUCACACCCUCAUAAAAUUUGUAUUGUUUUGGCAGUCUGAAGGUGACACCCCUUGUUUUGCAUCAGAUUAUGAGCGAGUUUAACAGGAAUUGCCUGACUUCUCAAUCUUGAACCAAUUCUGAUCUCCUUUUCAAUUCUAUGCAAAUUGAUCGAUCAAAUUCCUAA
Molecule: messenger RNA, 724 nt
Organism: Chenopodium quinoa (quinoa)
Lineage: Eukaryota; Viridiplantae; Streptophyta; Magnoliopsida; Caryophyllales; Amaranthaceae
Product: protein Asterix-like
Exons: 3
Coding region: 178-486 (102 amino acids)
Biological process (GO): protein insertion into ER membrane
Cellular component (GO): endoplasmic reticulum membrane
Molecular function (GO): protein folding chaperone
Source: RefSeq, a predicted model, not a curated record